CACGUCAGUUGGGAACGCCGCAUUUCUUAGCAGCGGCGGCUCCGUUCUGGGGAAGGGCGACGUGAGGCCCGGUCACUUCCCCGGGCCCGCGGCUCCGCCAUGAACAGCGUGGGGGAGGCCUGCACGGAGCUGAAGCGCGAGUAUGACCAGUGCUUCAACCGCUGGUUCGCCGAGAAGUUCCUGAAGGGGGACAACGCGGGGGACCCCUGCGUGCAGCUCUUCAAGCGCUACCAGCUCUGCGUGCAGAAAGCUAUUAAGGAGAAAGACAUACCCAUUGAAGGACUGGAAUUCAUGGGUCCCAGUAAAGGAAAAGCUGAAAACUCCUCCUGACCUUGUUUAGGCAUAUUGUGCCAUUACAAUGACCUUUUGGACUUGGAAAAAGAACCUCACAAAGACAAGAAGAUUGCCUUGGAUUAGCUGUUAUUUCUGCCUGGCUUUUUAAGAAGCAAGAAGUCUUUUCUGCAGUUCCUUUCAGCUAGAUUGUUUGGUAAUUACUGUUUCAUCUUAAAUGAAUGUUGUUGGUGGUCUGGCAUCAUGCGGUGUGUGAAAAGCCUUUUUAUCAAUCUAUGAUCAUAAGUGAAUGUACUCUGAACAGGGGAAUAUUUAUUGAAAUGGGUUUAGAUAUUAGCUGGUCUAUGAUCAGUUGCUUUUUUAUUUAUAUUAUAAUAGACAAUUUUAAAUGCUGAAAUUAAUGUGAAAGGUGUUAAUUUACUUAUGGGAGUGUGCUGCUGGGUUUUUAUGGGGAUAGAGUUGGUUUCAGUUUUCCUGAAAACUGAUGUGCUACAGCUUUGCUUCUUAUUGUGCAACUGUAGUGGUGUCAGAAAUACCACUGCUGGAGUUGCAAUGAUUUUUGUUUGAAUACACAAGGUGUUUUAAUAUAGAAUACGCAUCUGUUAAGUAAAGUUAUGCUUGACUAAAUGAGACAACUGUCCAAUUAAACCUGCCUGUGCCCUUUAAGAUGGAAAGGGGCCAGCCUGUCCCAGAAAUGAACAGGAGCAACUGCUUUCAGAAGGUACUUUCAACAGCCUCAGGCAGUCUAUGCGGAUUUGAAAGGUACUGACACAACCUUGAAUUUAACUCUGCUACUGAAUGGCUGUUGCCCCAUAAAUAAAGCUUCAACAGCAAUUCAAUUACACUUCAGUUGUCCUUCUCCAACAGGCACCCCCGAGGUGCCCAAAAAUCCUCCACAGAUUAGCCUCAAAAUCAUGAAGUUAGAUGUCAGCUUAAGUUGUCUAAUUCAAAUAUCUAAGGGGUUCCUGCCUUAUGAUGCCCUAAAACAGUACCCAACAGUCAGUUGGAAGUUUGUCUUCCCGCUUUGUAAUAAUAAGAAAUCUGAAAGGAGAGGGAGAAAUGCAACUUUGAUAUAUCCCUGCAUGAAAACUAAUGUCCUAAACCAAAAUUUAGCUGGCUGAAGUCAAGAGUUAUUUACAUUUUUGAUUUAGUAAUAUCAGGAACUGUUGAAUGGUGAUCUUAGUGUAGCAUGUAAAGGAUUAGUCAAGAACUAACUUGCUUUCCAAAUUUCUUUAGAGACUUUUUUGUUUAGCCUUCUUCCUUACAGCAAUGCAUCUUGCCUCUAGCCUUCCUACUGAAAAAGAUUUUUCCAUGAGGAAGCUCCUGAUGGUGCGUUUUAACUCAAGUCAACCUGAAGUCUAUGAAAAACAAAGCUUCCCCUCCUGCCCCCAGCCCUUCCUUUCUAAAUCCCUCUGGAGGUCUUCAAGAAUGGAUCUUUUUUUCUCUAGACCUUAAUGUAACUGGAGAAAGCAAGAGGUGUGGGUGAUUCAGAACAGCAGUUUCCCCUUCUCUGAACCUAAGGUUUGCAAAAAGAGAAAAUCCUCCCCAGAGCCUUAUGAAAGAGUUGAGGGAGGGAGUUUCCUCCCCAUGAACCCAUCAUGAGCAAAGGGAGCAGUUGAAGGAGGGAGAAAAGGAGUCUCCUCUCCACCAGAUGUGUUAAAAACUGUUGCCAUUCUGUUGGACCAUAGGAGGGUUUCAGUCCUUUGGAAAGGAGUUAGUUAAUAGGACAGGAGCUCUGUUCCUAGGCACCUUCUAGGUUCUAAACAUGGGGAAAAACCUUUAUCUUAAUGAGACUUUUUGUAAGAAUUCGAGCUUCUUUAUUACAGACUAGAGGAGAACUGCAGCUACCAUACUGUGGUGCAGAAGAUGAUACAUGAGACUUUUGACCAACAGAUUAAAGCAGACUUAUCUUCUGGACUUCUUGGAGGCUGCAGUGUGCCUACUAUUGUAGGUCACUAGAGUUUGCAGAAACUGAGUUUAUUUACUAAUCCUCAUAACAAUUUAAAAAAACAAAGAAAUGUCCAUAACUUCAGUAAGAUGGAGUUAAUAUUUCAGCUAUUUAAUUGCUGUAAGUACAUAUUACCAUUAAAAAACCUCCAGAAAAUACAGUUAAGGUUGCAGUUCUCAAAGUCCCUUUUCUACCUUAACUGCCUUAGUGAUGCUCUCAGAAUAGGGAACUCCUAUGAUAUUAUGUAUUCAAAAGUUUCAUUAGCCCAGUGACCAUAACAUGUAGAAUACCUUAAGGGUGCUAUGGCCAUACAUAGCACCCCAAAAAAUUAAGCAUAGCAUAUGGGAGCCAAUCGUUCCCACUGUCUUCAGUAUGGGCCUGAUUCUGCUAGCUGCUGAGGGCAUUCAGCUUCCUACAGCAAAAAUGUAGAUGGAAUCAGUUUGAUCCUGUAAGGGGCUAGCACCCUGUUCUUCAAGUAUUAUUAGAAAGAGCACUAGCUUAUAUUUCAGCCUCAUACACCCAGACUGAGAGCUAACAUGAAAAAAAAAAUAGCAUGGUAAAAGUCAUCAAUAAAUAUCAGGCAUUUAGAGAUGAAACAAGCUAUAAAGACAGUUGUCUGUGGAGCAUUCCAUGCAGAGAAAGGGAGGUGGUAGGGUGGCAUUGUUUGAGGCAGAAUGAAUGUUGGGGAUGCUGUUUGAGAUACAACUUUUAACAUUCUUUAAGGAUAAUGUGCACUCUAGUCCCUGGCUGCAGCUUGCACUUCACCUCCGUGAAGUGUCUUCGGUAGGAGGAAAGAGGCGGUCAUGCUAGUGUUUAGAGUAUUACUAUCCCAACUGUGGAAAAACAGUUUCAUCAGCUAAUGCGAUUAAGCCAGAAAGUGCCUUAUACUGAGCUUUAACAUAGGGGGAAGCUUGCUUUAACACCACCUGUAUUCUGCUAAGAUGCUGUGUGGGCUGUGCUAAUGGGGAUGAAAUAAAUAUUGUGAAAUGGG
This is a messenger RNA of Malaclemys terrapin pileata, 3230 nucleotides long. It is a transcript of the gene TRIAP1, whose product is annotated as TP53 regulated inhibitor of apoptosis 1. The transcript is spliced from 2 exons. The coding region runs from base 100 to 330 and encodes 76 amino acids. NCBI's taxonomy places the organism in Eukaryota, Metazoa, Chordata, Testudines, Emydidae. The record is from RefSeq and is a predicted model, not a curated record.